Messenger RNA from Hibiscus syriacus, 1478 nucleotides. Its product is annotated as isocitrate dehydrogenase [NADP]-like. The record is from RefSeq and is a predicted model, not a curated record. Bases 81 to 1334 code for a protein of 417 amino acids. Gene Ontology annotation, biological process: isocitrate metabolic process. Gene Ontology annotation, molecular function: isocitrate dehydrogenase (NADP+) activity; magnesium ion binding; NAD binding. Lineage: Eukaryota; Viridiplantae; Streptophyta; Magnoliopsida; Malvales; Malvaceae. Gene Ontology annotation, cellular component: mitochondrion. The transcript has 15 exons.
AUAAAUCUCCCGUUGACAUUUAUUUGCAGUAGUUGGCGAUCGGCUUGCGUCGGGUUGUUUCAACCAAAUUUUUAGUCGAAAUGGCGUUUCCCAGUAAGAUUAAGGUGAUGAAUCCCAUAGUCGAGAUGGACGGAGAUGAAAUGACUCGUGUUAUUUGGAAAUCUAUAAAGGAAAAGUUAAUUUGCCCCUUCUUGGAGUUGGAUAUAAAGUAUUUUGACCUUGGUCUUCUUAAUCGUGAUGCCACGAAUGAUGAAGUUACAGUCGCAAGUGCUGAAGCUACUCUUAAGUAUAAUGUUGCAAUUAAGUGUGCAACUAUAACUCCAGAUGAAGGCCGUGUUAAGGAGUUCAACUUAAAGAAAAUGUGGAAAAGUCCAAAUGGGACUAUUCGAAAUAUUUUAAAUGGAACUGUUUUCAGGGAACCAAUUAUUUGCAAAAAUGUCCCUCGGCUUGUCCCAAGCUGGACCAAGCCAAUCUGCAUCGGGAGACAUGCUUUUGGUGAUCAGUACCGAGCAACUGAUUUAGUUGUACAAGAACCUGGAAAACUCAUGCUUGUUUUUGUUCCUGGUACGAGUGUUGAGAAGAAGGAGAUUGAGGUUUUCAACUUCAAAGGUGCUGGUGGUGUAGCUUUGUCCAUGUACAACACUGAUGAGUCUAUUCGUGCUUUUGCUGAGUCUUCUAUGAACACCGCUUACCAGAAAAAAUGGCCACUUUAUCUUAGCACAAAAAAUACAAUUCUGAAGAGUUACGAUGGAAGAUUCAAAGACAUAUUCCAGGAAGUUUAUGAAACUCAAUGGAAAUCCAAGUACAAGGCAGAAGGUAUUUGGUAUGAGCACCGACUUAUUGAUGAUAUGGUUGCUUAUGCUUUAAAAAGCGAAGGAGGUUAUGUAUGGGCAUGCAAAAACUAUGAUGGAGAUGUGCAGAGUGAUUUCUUAGCCCAAGGGUUUGGAUCUCUUGGGUUGAUGACAUCAGUAUUGGUAUGCCCAGAUGGGAAGACUAUUGAAGCUGAAGCGGCCCAUGGCACAGUUACCCGCCACUAUCGUGUCCAUCAGAAAGGAGGUGAAACCAGCACUAACAGCAUUGCAUCAAUUUUUGCUUGGUCACGAGGCCUUGCGCACAGGGCAAAACUGGAUGGCAACGAUCGGCUGCUAGAUUUUACUGAAAAACUGGAAGCAGCCUGUAUUGGAACUGUUGAAUCCGGGGAGAUGACAAAAGAUCUUGCGCUUCUCAUUCAUGGACCAAGGGUUAGUAGAUCUCAGUAUCUAAGUACCGAAGAGUUCAUCGAUGCAGUAGCCAAGGAGUUGACCAGAAGACUGCAUGUGAAAUCAAAUUUGUAAAACGUGUGCACUUUGUGCCGUCUCAUCUCACUUUUAGCUUCAUAUACACUUGCCAAUAGAAAAUGCCUGAUACCUGUCCUCUAAUGCACACCACUCUUAUAUAGAUUCAUAAUAAAUAAUGUAUGAAUUCCACACCAAUAUGGA